ACCCGAUUUAUAUAUAAACCCGCCGCUCAACAGAUGUUCCUGUGUACGUUGAGUUCUCGUGCCAAAGCGACGACGAUCGACCUUCUCUACACAGCAAUCGACAUGAAUUGCGAAGUUUGCCAGCUUAAAGAACUCGAGGUCGAGCACUUCGAGAUACGUGAAGUUCUAAGCUGUGUUCUGCAUACCAUAUUCUUUCACAGAGCUUUAGGUCUAGUGCGUCCAAAAGAUGUUGAUCUGGAGCUCUUUGAGAUUACAUAUGUGCAAUGUGGUGAUGUAGAGCUUGAGAGAAAAAUAGAUGAGAAAAUUGAUCAAUUUAUUGAAAGAGUGGAGAAACAUCCAAACAAAAAAAAUCAGAUAUGUCUAUCUUUCUACGAAAUAAAAAACAAACAAGCCUCAUGGUUCUCUAACAGAGUUGAGCGCCUCUUCUGGGAGCAGUGGUACCUAAAUCUAAAUGUAGCACAACACCCAAAAGGCCAUUCUGGCAAGUACCAUCAUUCCAAACUUGUAGUUAAUCCUGGAGAGAAUUCAGCUGAAGCUAGGAGUGCUCGGCGUGCAGCAUUAGAAUCUUCGCUUCGUGAUGUUCUGUUUCAGAUAAUCAGAUUUGUCAAUGAAAAGAAGGAUCAUGUCCCUCCAAUUCCAAAGAAGGAUCAUGUAUCCCCAAUCUCUAAUUUUGAAGGUGUUUCGUUUCCUUAUGAAAUUACUAUCUCAAGUUCAUCAGAUUCUGCAUUCGGGAUGGACAUGUUCAAGCGAAUGCUCCAAACUGGACAUCCUUCCAUGCUCAGCUGAUUCAACAAGUUGACCAAGGUCUCUCUCCAUCUUCUUUUAACUAUUAUUCACCACGUGGUUCAAUUUAUUGAGGAGCUUGUGAAUAUAUUUAUAUAUAUAUAUAUAUGUAUGUGUGUGGG
Andrographis paniculata is the source of this 905-nucleotide messenger RNA. RefSeq names its product autophagy-related protein 101. NCBI's taxonomy places the organism in Eukaryota, Viridiplantae, Streptophyta, Magnoliopsida, Lamiales, Acanthaceae. The transcript is spliced from 7 exons. The coding region runs from base 34 to 786 and encodes 250 amino acids. Gene Ontology annotation, cellular component: phagophore assembly site. Gene Ontology annotation, biological process: autophagosome assembly; autophagy. The record is from RefSeq and is a predicted model, not a curated record.